AUGAGCAGGCUAAGGCCUCUCCAAGGGGCCUGCAAUUGCGGCCGCAACUUGUAUUCCGUGAUUGUUCCGGAAGGCGCAACGGAGCAAGCACAAGUCUAUUUUGACGACAGUAGUGACAGCAGACGCAGUCAAGCUACACCGUUAACGGCAUGGCUACGGGUUCCCUUAACCUGGUACUUCUCGUCGACACAAGCCUUCUUCCCAGACGAAACCCAUUCCUCAAUUCGACGCACCUUCAUACCUAGGCAUGACAGUCACAGCCAGCGCGUGUUCUGCGGCUAUUGUGGAACACAUCUGUCCUACUGGACCGAACAACCUCCCGCCGAAGCCGAGUACAUUAAUAUUACUCUGGGCAGUCUUCUGAGCCAGCAUCUUCGUUCGCUUCAAGAACUGGACCUACUCCCGGAAGACCUCGAGCUGAUUGAUGUACAGCCCGCGCAGCAGGGUCUCGUUCAAGCCCAAACAGAACAAGCCGUAGCUAGUCUGGGGGACAGUCCAGCGCUCACUCGAACACGCCGGACUGGUAGGAGUGGGGACUUAUCAUGGUUUGAAGAACUGCUUGAGGGAAGUCGCUUAGGUCGUGCCCAAAACAUUAGACGUGGCGUGGGAGUCAGUGCAGAUGGGUCUACGUCGGUGGAAUGGGAGAUCUCCGAGUAUAUCGAGGACGGAAGCGAGGAGCCCACGUCCGCUGCUACACCUACGGGCUCAAAACGCAAAAUCGGCGAUGUCGGUGCAGGCGAUGCAAUGAUCCUAUGA
Capronia epimyces CBS 606.96 is the source of this 756-nucleotide messenger RNA. RefSeq lists its product as uncharacterized. The coding region runs from base 1 to 756 and encodes 251 amino acids. The transcript is spliced from 2 exons. The record is from RefSeq and is a predicted model, not a curated record. Lineage: Eukaryota; Fungi; Ascomycota; Eurotiomycetes; Chaetothyriales; Herpotrichiellaceae.